Messenger RNA from Dromaius novaehollandiae (emu), 3095 nucleotides. It is a transcript of the gene SGK2, whose product is annotated as serum/glucocorticoid regulated kinase 2. Gene Ontology annotation, biological process: protein phosphorylation. The transcript has 15 exons. Bases 287 to 1525 code for a protein of 412 amino acids. NCBI's taxonomy places the organism in Eukaryota, Metazoa, Chordata, Aves, Casuariiformes, Dromaiidae. The record is from RefSeq and is a predicted model, not a curated record. Gene Ontology annotation, molecular function: protein serine/threonine kinase activity; ATP binding. Gene Ontology annotation, cellular component: cytoplasm; nucleus.
CUUCGACCUUCAGACUAAAUCACCAAAAUAAAAACAACAGGAGGGAGAGAGGUAAAUGCUGCCUUCUGCAGCUGGCUCCAGGCAGCUGCCUGCCUUCUCCUGCUCCCGGGAACCCAGGAGUCCUGCUCUCUGCUCCUCGCCCCUUGGCUGCGGAAGAAAGGACAGGGCUGCGGCGUGCCUGCCCUCUGUGCGCUCUGCUUCCCAGGGACACCGAGCCGGUCGCCUGGUGCCAGUUGCUGAAUUCCUGCCCGAGCUGUAGGGAGAAGUGACGAUUUCAGCGGACUUUAUGUACGCGACCUGGAUGGAGCCCUCCUCCACAGCCCUGGGGAAGACGAGGGAACUUAUAAAGCACGGCCGCGAGAGGAUAGGACAAACCAUCAAGGCCUCCGGCUCCAGGCUCUGCUCAUAUGCUGAACGAGUUGCCUUUUUAAUGGACCGAUCCAGAAGCCCAGACACUAGUCCCCAGCCUCCAACACCAACUGACAAUAUCAACCUUGGACCUUCUGCUAACCCAAAUGCCAAGCCAACAGACUUCGAUUUCCUGAAAGUUAUUGGCAAAGGAAGCUUUGGAAGAGUUCUCCUGGCCAAACGCAAGUGUGAUGGGACUUUUUAUGCUGUGAAAGUCUUGCAAAAGAAAACCAUCCUAAAGAAAAAGGAGCAAAACCACAUCAUGGCAGAACGCAAUGUGCUCCUGAAAAAUGUCAAGCACCCCUUUCUUGUGGGACUCCAUUACUCCUUCCAGACCUCGGAGAAGCUUUAUUUUGUGUUGGACUAUGUAAAUGGGGGUGAGCUCUUCUUCCACUUGCAAAGAGAACGCUGUUUUCGUGAACCCCGGGCUCGCUUCUAUGCUGCAGAAGUUGCUAGUGCAAUUGGGUACCUGCAUUCCUUAAAUAUCAUUUACAGGGACUUAAAACCUGAGAACAUCCUCUUGGAUUGCCAGGGACAUGUAGUACUGACGGACUUUGGACUCUGCAAAGAAGGAAUGGAACAAGAAGAGACUACUUCUACUUUUUGUGGCACCCCUGAGUACUUGGCUCCUGAGGUGCUAAAGAAGCAGCCGUAUGACAGGACAGUAGACUGGUGGUGCCUUGGAGCUGUCCUCUAUGAGAUGCUGUUUGGACUGCCUCCUUUUUACAGCCGGGACGUGUCUCAGAUGUAUGAUAACAUUCUGCACAAGCCACUGCAGGUCCAAGGAAGCAAGACCAUAGCAGCUUGUGACAUCCUCCAGGGACUUCUCCACAAGGACCAGAAGAGGAGGCUGGGUGCCAAGACAGACUUUCUUGAGAUCAAGAACCAUGUAUUCUUCAGCCCAAUAAACUGGGAUGAUCUGUAUCACAAGAGGAUUACCCCUCCAUUCAACCCCAACGUGGCCGGCCCAGCUGAUCUGCGACACUUUGAUCCGGAGUUCACCCAAGAAGCAGUCUCAAACUCAAUCACCCACACACCUGACUUAGCAGCCAGCAGCUCCAGUGCCUCAGAUGCGUUUUUAGGAUUUUCUUAUGCACCAACAGAGGAGGACAUCUAGGUUUUAAAAAGGCUUUGAGAAGCCAGAUUUUUAACUCAAUGGGUUUUAUCCUUUUUGAAAGAAAUGGUACUGUCCUUUGCUCAUGGUUUAAGGAAACUGGGACUAACACACUAACAGGCUAGGACAGAAUGGAAUUCUUAAUUUCUGCUGUUUGGUGGAUUUCCCUCUAAAUGACUGUUUCUCUGGUAGGGGAGGUGGGACUUUUUUUUUUUCCCCCUUCCCUCUCCCUGGGUGUCUUGUACAACUCUGGCAGACUUGUAUCCACUCUGUGUUUGUAUUUAUGGUUGAGGUAUGUACCAUCACUCACAUCAGCAGCCACAUCCCUGUAACUGGCCACUUAUUUUGUGUGGAGCUAACUCGGCCCAGCUAUGUCUCCUUAUUUUUCCUCCCCACACAUGCACACCCAAAACAGACUGAUCACACUACCUACAGCAGCGGGAAAAACAGUGGCUUCCUUAAACAAGCACAAGUCCACUUAAAGUGGUUGGGAAAGGGAUAGUCUGUUCACCAGGGGCCAAACUGAACGGGGUUAGCUUAGCAAGUCCUCUCUCUAAGGCCAGCAACAAACCUGGUAGCUCCAGAGGUUCUUCUGCUGCUGCCUGCAGGUGCUGGUCAGCUUUAAUACUUUAGGCCAGGGCUGCAGGGGUUCAGUGGGAGCCUCCAAGGAAGCAGUGCUGUGUUGGCAGUGCAGGUAAGCGAUGCUGCUCUCUGGAUGAAGCCAUUUCUGCAUCCUGGACUGAGCUUGCAGGUGACAUAGCUGGGCUGAGACUGUUGAGCAGGUAUUGCUCCAAAGGCAGCCACCUGUCUGUGUUUUUCUAAGCCUGCCCCUCCACCCCCAAGGUGAAUGGAUCUUCCCCUCUCCCUCUCUGAUCCAGGAUGGGGAUGCUGCUGAAGCAGCAAGGAGGCUGCUCCGGAGGGGGCCAAUAUAUGCCAAAAUCCCAGGUAAAAUGGGGGCAGAAGGGGCCAGGCAGCUUAGCCACAUACGGAUAACCUUAUGGCCAAACCCUGCCUUGAGGGAAAGGGUUCCUGUUGCAGCAUGGACUGUGCCUCUUGACUCAUCUCUGAGGAACAAAAGCACUGCCAAAACACACAUGGUCCUGGGCACCACGGAGCACAGUCCAGCACCCAAAGAGGGGCCUAAGCACCGCUCCAGGCACUGCAUGUGGGCGACCUACAGCGGACUGAGCCAGAAAAUCAUCCAGGCUCCAGCGGUGCUCUGGAAACGCCUGUCACCGAUGUAGAAAAGCUAUUUAUUCUGCCUUAAUUUAAAUGCUGGUAUACUCACUGAAUGUCACCUUUCCCUUCCCCCCCCCCACCCCACCCUUUUUUUAAAGAGAGAGUUUGUUAUUCUCUCUCUGGGGGGAGGCUAAAGGGGGCCAAGCUUCUACCUUAUUAUUUAUAUGUGCAACACAUGGAUAAACAAGGGCCUUUCUAAGAAUUGUGCAACAGUUGUACUGUUGGGAAGCUUGUAGGGAAACUUUUUUUUUUAAUUACCAGACUCUUAUCUUGUACAUACUUAAGACAUCAGAACUAUUACAUGGUUUAUAGUAAAGUGAACACAUGGAUGUGC